Messenger RNA from Camellia sinensis, 687 nucleotides. The record is from RefSeq and is a predicted model, not a curated record. Lineage: Eukaryota; Viridiplantae; Streptophyta; Magnoliopsida; Ericales; Theaceae.
AUGCAUGCCAAUGAUGUUGGUUUUUAUGUAUUAUUUUGUGGGCGUUACAAACACGGACCCAUUCCCGCAGGGGCUGAUAUCCCCAAUAACCUAGGUCAUCAAAUUUUGGAAGAACUAGGGCAAGUAAGGAACAAUCGGCAGAAUGAGAGGACUCGACUCUUUUCUAAAUUUCGAAAACAGAGGCCCCCAAAGUUCGCAGAUGUGCCGGACCCAAAGGUAGUUGAAAAUUGGCUUCGGCAAAUAGGGAAAAUGCUAGGCACCAUGGGCAUAACCGAGGCCACUAAUAGAAUAGCUUUGGCAGUAUUCGAGCUUGAUGAUGAGGCUGACCACUGGUGGGAGUUAAUCAAGAAUACUCGUGAUGUAGCGAGCCUAUUAUGGAACCAGUUCAGGGAGCUAUUACCAAAUACAUAUUUCCCAAAUAUGGUCCACCGAGAACGAGUCAAGGAAUUCCAAAACCUGGAACAAGGAAAUAUGACCGUGACCCAGUAUGCUGUAAAAUUUGAAGAGUUAGCCUGUUACGCAACUAGAUACGUAGCGAAUGAUGGAGAGAAAGCAAGGAUGUUCGAGUGGGGGUUGGACCUUACAAUCAGGGGAAAAGUUCUUUCGCAACGACUCCACUCAUAUGCCGAGGUGUUGGAAACGACAUUAAAGUCUGAAAGGGAAGUAACCGACGCUAGAAAGGCUUGA